Molecule: messenger RNA, 1286 nt
Organism: Xenopus laevis (African clawed frog)
Lineage: Eukaryota; Metazoa; Chordata; Amphibia; Anura; Pipidae
Gene: zftraf1.S
Product: cysteine/histidine-rich 1 S homeolog
Source: RefSeq, marked provisional
CUGAGGAGAGGAGGCAAGAUGUCGGCUGCGGGUUUCUGAGCGGAGCCCAAUAAACGAGAUGUCUGAAGAGCGGGAGGCACCGGGGCCACUGGCCUCCUCCUCGGCGGGUCUGGGAGCGGAAGUGGGGCAGGAGGAAGUCCCCGGGGGAGCGGGUCCGGCUCGGCUGUUGUUACUCCCCUCAGACUCGGACGGGCCGCCCAAGAAGCGACUGCGCUCAGAGGCCGAGCCCGGGAGUGUCCGGCUGGAGGAGAGACUGUACUCGGUGCUGUGCUGUGCCGUCUGCCUGGACCUGCCCAAAGCCUCUGUGUAUCAGUGCACUAAUGGGCACCUCAUGUGCGCCGGCUGCUUUAUCCACCUCCUGGCAGAUGCUCGGCUUAAGGAAGAGCAGGCCACUUGCCCUAACUGCCGCUGUGAGAUUAGUAAAAGUUUGUGCUGCAGGAAUCUGGCCGUGGAGAAGGCCAUCAGUGAGCUGCCAUCAGAUUGUGGCUUCUGCCUAAAGCAGUUUCCCCGUUCUUUGCUGGAAAGGCACAAGAAGGAGGAGUGUCAGGACAGGGUAACUCAAUGCAAGUACAAAAGGAUCGGGUGCCCAUGGCAGGGCCCAUAUCAUGAGCUGACAGUGCAUGAGUCUGAAUGCUGCCACCCUACUAAAACUGGCAAUGAGCUGAUGGAGAUCUUGGAUGAGAUGGACCAAACGCACAAGAAAGAGAUGCAGUUGUACAACAGUAUCUUUAGCCUGUUGAGCUUUGAGAAGAUCGGUUACACAGAGGUACAGUUCCGCCCUUACAGAACCGAUGACUUCAUUACCCGUCUGUACUACGAGACACCGCGCUUCACCGUUCUCAAUCAGACCUGGGUGCUUAAGGCUCGUGUUAAUGAUUCUGAGAGGAACCCCAAUUUGUCAUGCAAGCGUACCCUAUCCUUCCAACUCAUCCUAAAGAGCAAAGUCAACUCCCCCAUGGAGUGUUCCUUCUUACUUCUCAAAGGCCCUUAUGACGAUGUCAAAAUACACCCCGUCAUCUACCAAUUUGUGUUCACCAAUGAGAACAACGAGACUGAGUAUGUGCCGCUGCCCAUCAUAGACUCUGUGGAAUGUAACAAACUGCUGGCUGCAAAGAACAUCAACCUCCGGCUCUUUAUAUUCCAGAUCCAAAAGUAACAAGCUACUGCCCUGCAGAACCAUACAUACCUCAGCCGGCUCCCUGUGUCUCCACUUGGAAGGAUUCGUUCUAUUGGCUUGGACUAUUUCUUUUCUUGCUUUAGACUAAAGGCAUACUGUAUGAAGAUUA